Messenger RNA from Penicillium macrosclerotiorum, 735 nucleotides. RefSeq lists its product as uncharacterized. The transcript has a single exon. The record is from RefSeq and is a predicted model, not a curated record. Bases 1 to 735 code for a protein of 244 amino acids. Lineage: Eukaryota; Fungi; Ascomycota; Eurotiomycetes; Eurotiales; Aspergillaceae.
AUGACAUCGAGUCGGGUUGAUCGCGCUUCUGUCCAGCCGCACUGCGAUGAACUCUUCCGGAAAAUCGAAUCGAAAUUUCACUCAUCAAACAUUCCCACUGAUAAAUGGUACCUCACAGCACUCAGCGCCCUUACAGCGACCUCCGAGCCUCAGUUGGCUGAUCAAUUAUACCUAUAUCUGGUCAGCCAGCCAGCGUAUACAACAGCCAGUGCACGCAUGGUCCUAAUCCGACGCCUUCGCGAGGUUAUUAUCAAAGAUAUCGCACUGCUAGGGAUCCCCAAACCCGCAGAGGCUAUAAUUGCUAUCAGCAGGGUAGAGCCGGAGAAUGAAAUGGACACGUCCUUCAGCCGGGAAGGAUGGCAAUGCGACCAUAAAAACCACGAGCGUGGCAUGAGCUGGCUGCAAAAGAUAUAUGCCCAAAAUACCGAAGCUCUUUUUGAUCUCUUCAAGAGACACCGCGACUUUGGAUUCAUCGUCAGCGAAGUUGCUUAUGGGCUCCAUCUGUCUGAUCGCCAGGAACUGGGUGAUAUCGAAACCGAGCUGGUUGUUCUUCCCGCAGUGAUGGCACAAAAUCUCCCACGGAUGACAUACUGGCAUGUCAGAGGUACCCGGCGACUAGGAGUCUCUAAAGAAGAUGUCCAGAUGGUUUGCGAAUGUGUGCGCGAGGUGGCGCGUUUUUGUGGAUACGAAUUAGACCGGGUGCCUGUGGUGGAGACAGUGGAGGAUGAGCUAUAA